Messenger RNA from Serendipita indica DSM 11827, 591 nucleotides. The record is from the annotation of a GenBank genome assembly. NCBI's taxonomy places the organism in Eukaryota, Fungi, Basidiomycota, Agaricomycetes, Sebacinales, Serendipitaceae.
AUGAGUAGAGCAAGAGGCGGAUUCAGAGGCGAUCGGGGAAGAGGCAGAGGAGGUCCCUCGCGCGGUGGCUUUCAGCGCCAGUUUGACACGGGUCCGCCAGACACUGUCCUCGAAAUGGGCCAGUUUAUCCACGCCGUAGAGGACGAGAUGCUCUGUUCAUCCGUGCUAAAAGACAAGAUUCCCUAUUUUAACGCGCCCAUCUACCUCGAAAACAAAUCCUCCAUCGGUAAAGUCGACGAGAUUCUCGGUCCUAUCAACGAGGUCUACUUUUCCGUCAAAAUGGCAGAAGGAAUGGUUGCUUCCAGCUUCCGCAAAGGCGACAAGAACGCGGUGGCGCACGUGGUGUCGGUCGCGGUGCAGGGCGAGGCGCAGGCACGCGCGGAGGGCCCCGAGGACGAGGAGGAGCUGGAGCUGGUGGCUCAUUUGGACGUGGAGGAAGAGGUGGCUCAAUGGGACGAGGAGGCGCUGGCCGGGGAGGAUUUGGAAGGGGCAGAGGCGCACCGGCUGGCGGCGGUGGUCCACGAGGAAGAGGUCGAUUCGCACCGUAUUAGAAUCCUCUUAUUCGAGUACGUUGUACUACCACAGCCAUAA